This is a messenger RNA of Geodia barretti, 315 nucleotides long. The record is from the annotation of a GenBank genome assembly. Lineage: Eukaryota; Metazoa; Porifera; Demospongiae; Tetractinellida; Geodiidae.
AUGGGAUCGAGUGCUGGCGCAGGCAGUGAGGUUUUUCAUGUGUACCGACACUUGCGACGGAGAGAGAAUGACAGACAGGACUUCAUUGCAGUCAAGGCAAAUGAGGAAGAGUUGGAGGAGGAAUUCCAAGAGACCAUGGCCAUGCACAGAGCAGAGGAUGAUGCCAGAACAGCCAAAAAGAGAAAGCAGCGACAGAAGCUGGCACAAAAGAUGACCAAAAUAGAGAGUGAGGGUGGGGAAAAGGAGGAGGCCAAGCCAGCUGAAAAAGACAGCAGUGAAGAGGAGGCAGAACACUUUACCAUUGGUGGAAAAUAA